Molecule: messenger RNA, 300 nt
Organism: Acanthisitta chloris (rifleman)
Lineage: Eukaryota; Metazoa; Chordata; Aves; Passeriformes; Acanthisittidae
Product: zinc finger protein 3-like
Exons: 1
Biological process (GO): regulation of transcription by RNA polymerase II
Molecular function (GO): DNA-binding transcription factor activity, RNA polymerase II-specific; RNA polymerase II cis-regulatory region sequence-specific DNA binding
Source: RefSeq, a predicted model, not a curated record
CUCCGUCCUCGACUCGGCGUUGGCUCAACACCAACGGAGCCCCAACGUGGGCAAACCCUACCAGUGUGGGGAUUGUGGGAAAAGCUUCUCCUGGAGUUCCCACCUGGACAGACACCGUCGCAUCCACAUGGGGGAGAAACCUUUUCGCUGCGAGGAUUGCGGGAAAAGCUUCUCGCAGAGUUCCCACCUGGAGAGACACCAACGCGUCCACGCGGGCGCCGAGAGGCCGUGGAGGUGCGACGAGUGCGGCAAGAGCUUUGCGGCCUCCGCCAAGUCGAGCGGCGCCAACUCUUCUCCCAA